AUGGCGGCCAAUGUACUUGCCGAUGCGCUGAACGAUGGGCUGCGAUCUAGGGUGACUGUUUCCUCGGAUAGAACCCGACUAUUGGAUGAAGAAGAGCAGACAGCUUUCACUGAUGAUGAGGAUCGUGGAGAGGAUCCUAGUUUGCCAUUCGGGGGCAAGGUGUACUUGGCAAGAAGGAAGAAACCCGACACUUGGUUGACAUUUUUCUUGGAGAUCCUCGCUGUGUGCUUGGUGUUCUGCUUUAUCUACUAUGCGUAUUAUCACUUUGACAAUCUACAUUUCCAUGUGACCCAUUUCUACGCUCAUCUGGGCCAGCCACAUGCCAUGCACAUGACUGGCCAGCGUUAUCUCUUUGGACGAGGUGUGGAUCGUAACAUGGACCAGGCUAUGCGAUGGUUUAAAUAUGCUUCUGAUAAAGGACACGCCCACGCUGCUCAUAACCUUGCUGUUGGUCAUCUACAAGGCUACAAGACAGACCUCAAAGACAGAGAUGAGGCGCGUGACUUAUUGAGGUAUGCUGCGGAUCAGGGUGUUGAAGAGGCAAUUAAUGCUGUGUACAAGCUGUGCCCUAAUGGAGAAUGCUGAGAAGAGACUCACACUGUCUACUCCGAGUUAUCAUGGUCUGAGGAUUUCAACAAAUUAAAGUGGUAACUUGUGACUACGUACAUUGUAUAUAAAAACUUAAUAUUAUUAUUAUUAUUGUACCAAACAUUAUUCAAAUCUAAUUUGCGAAAAAGCUAUGCCAUUUUAAUUAUGUUAGUAUUAUUAAUUUU
Molecule: messenger RNA, 773 nt
Organism: Asterias rubens (European starfish)
Lineage: Eukaryota; Metazoa; Echinodermata; Asteroidea; Forcipulatida; Asteriidae
Product: ERAD-associated E3 ubiquitin-protein ligase component HRD3A-like
Exons: 4
Coding region: 1-585 (194 amino acids)
Molecular function (GO): protein binding
Source: RefSeq, a predicted model, not a curated record